Molecule: messenger RNA, 4791 nt
Organism: Bathycoccus prasinos
Lineage: Eukaryota; Viridiplantae; Chlorophyta; Mamiellophyceae; Mamiellales; Bathycoccaceae
Exons: 1
Coding region: 1-4791 (1596 amino acids)
Source: RefSeq, a predicted model, not a curated record
AUGUCCAAUCAUCAUCAUCUUCACGAGCAUCACCAUCUUCACCAUCGCAACACCGUCACCAACAGAAACACGAACGCGAACAGUAACAACACCAACACCUCUUCUCUCCCGAUGAUUCAUUCCUCCGACACGCUUUCCCCGAACUGGCUGAGGCGUUCGCAAACGUCCAUCAUCACCCCCGGGGCGCAUUUACAAAUCGUCUGGAGAGGUUUUUUCUCCCUCGGACGCGAGUUUAUGAGUUACCAGAACAUGGACGACAUGUUCGACGACGAAGGACCGACGACGUCGAACGCGCUGAGAGCGGACUCGGGCGUGUCCGACGGGAACGUCAGCUUGAAUAACGACGAAGAGACGAACGAUAACGAAACCGGGUCGGACGCGACGCAGAUUUUGAGCAACAUUUCGGAAAAGCAGACGAGAGGAGGAGAACAACAGACGACGAGCGGCGGGAUGACGAGUAAAGAGAGGCAGUUGCGGCUGAUGAGGAAACAACGGGAGCGAGAGCGAGAGCGAGAACAGCAGCAGGAUGAAACCUCGGUUGAGAAUACGAACACGAACAGCGGCGAGAGAGGCGGGGACGUCGUGAAUACGAAUACGAAUGUGAACGCGACGAGAGAAGCCAGUCAGACGAGUAACAUGAGUCAAGGGUCGUUUGAAGAUCACCAUCAUAACGAGAAUGCGAACAACAACACCGACAACAACAACAACAACAGAGGAGAGAAUGAUAACGAGAACACGAACAGAGAGCAUUCAGAAGAUACGGGCGUCGCGCGCGAUACUCUUAGCAAUAGGGACAGAGAUACUAACAACAACGAUAACGCGUCGGAACAGCCGCUGUUCAACAACGCGACCGAGUUGAUUGCUCGAGCACCACCGAUGGGUUUUCGAAUCCCAGGGACGGCGGCAGGUGAAGGCGUUGCGAGAGCGCACGCGGCCGGGAACGUUUUACCGGAUAUUUUGAGGGCGAAACGGGUGACGAGUUUAGACGCCGAGUUUCCAAUCGUUUGGGAUCCGGUCGCGUUGUUGUGUUUGUAUCCCGGUAGCGAAAGGUCGCAAGAGGCGUUUUUGAAGUUGGCACAAAGUUUGAAGGCGAGAAGAGAGGAGAUGCCGGAAGAUGUAGCGGAGACUGCGAACGUGGGCGGCGCUGGGACGCCGACGGUUUCGAAUAAUAAUAAUAAUAAUAAUAGAGAUAAUAAUAACAACAACAACAACGACGUGACAAUACCGGCGAGUACGGGUGGACAUCACGGACCUGGUAAUAGUAGCGCUGGUGGUAGUGGUGGCGGCGGUAGAGGUAGCGGCUUGUUGCGGGAACGAAUAACCGCGUCGACGCAAUCGUUUAACGAUCGAAGUUCGUUGAAUUCAAGUCAUAGUCACGGCAACGAACGAGAACCUGGAGCAGAGGUUGUUUUAUCGCCAUUAUCGACGAGCGUCCGAGAGCAGCAACAACGAGCGACGGCAGAGGCUGCUGCAGCGACAGCGGCAGAGAAUACCACCGGAACGACAACAUCUGGGAGUGGAGAGCUGCAGAGAACGCCGUCCAUGGUGGAAGUGUCGCAAACCGCAGUAGGCGUAGCAGCGAAAGUAGAGCUACCGGAAGGAUAUGUCGCGUAUAUUGUUUCUCAAGAACAACUUCCGGAUUUAGCGUACGAAGCCGUCGCAAAAGAACGAGAUUUACAACAAGCACCAGCCAACGCCGCGGGUGGAUAUGAUCCCGCGAAUGCAUCGGAACGACAACAGAGACGAAUGCCGGGCAUCGCUCGCGAACGGUUUCUCGCGGAUGCCGCAAACGCCAACGUGAACACGACGUCGACAAAUUAUACGAGCAGUAAUACGAAUUUUCCGACAAUCGAACCGCUAUGGGUUAUUAUUCAAACUGUCGAGCCUUUACCGGCGCCUCAACCGAUUGCUAAUGUGCCAGCACCGGAUUCUAGACCGGCGCGGGGUAUUUUGAAAGGUUGGACGGCGUCGCAGCUCGGAAAUUACUCGAAAGAAACCGGCGCGGUAGCCGGCGGCGCCGGAGGGAUCACACAAGGCGCAACUUCUGAAAGAGAACCAUUGCACAGGAGGCGAACGUCGCACUCUGGUGCGGGAAGUGGUGGAGGUGGUAUGGAUACCGCAGGGGCAAAUGCGUAUUUAUCGACGCCGUUAACAGCUGGCGGAUUGACCAACGCGGAUCCGCGCUCGCAACAACAACAUCAGCGACGACCUACGGUUGUCGCGCGGGCGAUGAACAUGCACAACGUCGUUUCAGAUGGUGAAUACGACACCGAUAACGACUCCAGAGGAUUUGGAACUUCCGCCGGAAGUCGCGAAACGGAUCCAGAUAGUAUAGAAAGAGAUGAAGGUUCCGAAGGCGCAAACGCCGGCGGUUCAAACAUUUCAGGAGCCGUGGUCGAUGAAGACGCGAACUUGUUUGAAAACGUGAACGCAAACCGACCUCGAAGUAAUAUCGCAUCAGACGAAGAGACAGAACUAACGUCUGGAAUUUCAAAUCCAUCCGAAGAUGCUAAAAACAAGGACGACGUUAGCGCGGUUGACGACAACAACGCCUCGCUCUCUGUUCCCGCAAACGAACAAACGCAACAGACGAGGUCUCAUCUGCAUAAAAUGCGACGCGAACCAUCAUCACCGCAACAUCGAAGUACGCCAUCCCCGGCGAGCUCACCGUCUUCUUCGGACGCGACUGAAGACGAUAUAUCGCCGUCGUCGCAAGGAAGAGCACUGGCGGCGUUGGAUGCGGCGAAUAGAAAUUCGUUAGUACCGCAAACUUCUGUCAACGUGACUCGAGUUCGCAAGAUUCCAAUUCAAGGCGCACGCUUCGCGCUGCUUGGAUUCGAGAUGGAUCAUCCGCACGUGAAGUUCUUGUUGCAAAAGAUGGAAAGUUUAGGUGCCAUUCACGUGCUCUUGACGCACGACAAGAACGACAUGGCGGAAAAAGGGCUCGAUUUAAUCGUCGUCCAUCCUCCGUUCUUGCAACUCUUACACGCGAAAGAUUUCACGCAGCUGGAAAUCCGAGACUUUUUGCGUUCCCGCCGAGCACGUUUUGCGCUCGGUUUGCGUCACUUGGAGUUGUGCAUCGAAAACGAACGGUUAUUAGACCCGAGAAUUGAAACCGCGGAAGUCUUUCCAGAAGGCGUCAUUUUAGUCGUCGACGAUACGACGUUAGCCAUGGGCGAAGAGAUUGUUCAAAAGCUUGUGAAACUAUUGGGCCAAGCCGCGGCAGCUUCUGCUGCUGCGUCUGCAGCGAAAGGUAUUUUGCAUUACAACCAAGAAGGGGCUCGAGAAAACCCGCCGUGGCCGUGGGCAAUCAAGUUAAACAACGACACGGUUCAGAAAUUGAUGCUACAGAAAAUGCAAGUCGCGCGAACAGAUCCGGAUAAAGCGUGGAGAAUCGAAAAUUGUCUUAAGCUCUUACACGCACACAAAGCGACUGGUGAUAGAGCUGGUCGAGGCGCGAGAGUUUUAGGCAUCGAUUGGGAAGAGGCGUCGCAUCAACCCAUUCAGUUUCCUCCGCAGGAGGUUCGAGACGCAGUGAAGCUCGCUUCUCGCCAUGGCGCAACGUGCAGAUCGGUAUUUUUGGUCUCUGAAAAUCCAGAAACCGUCGCCGAAGCCCGAAAAUAUUCUAAAGUUGUUUUGAGCGGUGAUUUGCACGAGUGUUGCGAAUGGUUGGAAGAAGUCAUCAAAGAAAUGUGGGCGGAAACGAAAGCGGCAAGGGACGAAGGACCAUGGGUCAACGUGUUGGGAUUUCCAACCGUGCAACAAAAUCCAGCGGCUACUGCCGUUACGAAGAAUGCUGGACUUACGCCAAGUUCUACCGCCGCCGCCGCAACACCAGCGUCGACGGAUGUUGCUGCAAAAUCAGUCGAAGAUGCCGCGGCGAAUGUAGCCGCUCGGAUAGCGGCGCGUAAAGCGAAAGAGAGCGAUACCUCGGCGCGAAAAGAAGCGACGCCUCCCCCGUCGACGAGCGACAACAACGACGGUGUCAUGACACGACGCGAUUCCGAAGAUUCUCUUCAAAACGAUGAAAAAACGAAAUAUUUACUGAUGAAUAGCCGUCCCUCGAACGAUAUAAUGCCCGAUUUUCAUACGAAAACCGACGUGACGCUAUCGGACGUGAACAAGCAUCAAACGCCGUGGAUGCCGGGAGCUUUGAAAACGAGUGCCGCGGACCACAAGAAAUCGAAAGAGGAGGGUGUGGCACCGCGCGGUGGAGAUGCGUCGAUGACGCUGGCGACGCCACAACCGCCCGGCGCCACGAAUCCAUCCGGGCCGAGAACAAAUUACAACAACAUCUCUGGAUCUACCAUUUUAACCGGCGCCAACAACAACUCUUCGCAAAAGAAGAAACCGAAAACGGUUCGUUUUCCAACCACCAUAGACGACGGCGGCACCAUGGGCGCCGGUCGUCGUCGCGGUCGGUACAGUCCACCACCUUCGCCUCCGCGGACAACCUCUGCUAUUUCUGGAGACACCGCGGAUAUGCGCGACACGUUGAGCAUGCGCGAAGGCGAAGGCGAAGCGACGGACGUUUCCGAGCUCGAUUUAGAAGGCAGCGUGGACGAGAAACCGAUUCAUCCAGCGGAAAGCGAUGGUGGUGGUGGCGUCGUCGGCGAAGGCGAAGAAGGAGGAGGAAAAAGCGACGACAACAAUAGCACGCCGUUAACGCUAAAAGCGGAGAAGAAGAAAAGAAAGUCGCCCCCGAUGAAGAAUACUACCACUACUACUACUACUUCGCCGAGGCGCGAGAGUCCUCGCAACAAAAAGCGACAACGCCAUCAUCAGAAAUAA